AUGCACAGUGAUUUCUAAUCAGAGUAUAGGCUCGUCUCUAAAAAAGGUGAAGGAACCUUCAGCGAAGUCCUCAAAGCCCAAAGUAUCAAAACUGGAAAAUAUGUCGCAAUAAAAUGCAUGAAAAAUCAUUUUACUUCCCUUGAUCAAGUUAAUAAUUUACGCGAAAUCCAAGCUUUGAGGAGACUUUCACCUCAUCCUCAUAUAGUGAAAUUGCUUGAAAUUAUCUAGUAUCCUUUAUAUAGCGAUGAGCCAACAGGCCGUCUUGCAUUGGUUUUUGAAUUAAUGGAGCUUAACCUCUAUGAGUGGUAUUGCUCAUUGAAAAUUCCUCCAAAUGAGCAAAAAAUAAAGCGCUACAUGUAUCAGCUACUUCUCUCUAUUGACCAUUGCCACAGUAAUGGGAUUUUUCACAGAGAUAUUAAGCCAGAAAAUGUGCUUUUAUUUGAAGAAAGCUUAAAAUUAGCUGACUUUGGGUCUUGUCGAGGGAUAAACUCAACGCAGCCUUAUACAGAAUAUAUUUCGACGAGAUGGUAUAGACCUCCUGAAUGUUUAUUAACUGACGGUUAUUAUAAUUUCGCGAUGGAUAUUUGGGGAGUUGGCUGCAUCUUUUUUGAAGCCUUAGCGCUUUCACCACUGUUUCCAGGGAAAAAUGAGCUGGACCAAGUAAAAAAGAUCCAUAAGGUACUUGGAACUCCUCCACAAGAAAUUUUGGAUGAUUUUAAAUCAAAAGCUACGCAUAUGGAUUUUAAUUUCAAACAGGUGGAAGGCUCUGGAAUUGAAAAACUGAUUCCACAUGUGUCCUCACAAGCAGUUUCGCUGAUUAAAGCUAUGCUUACUUAUCAAUGGCAAGACAGAAUUACACCAAACCAAGCUUUAAAACACCCAUACUUCAGUGAUGUGAAGCCUGAAGGGAAAGUUAUGAGAUUUUUCCCAAUUCCUCAAGGACUAACUGCUAGUGAAGGAGACAGCGCGGCUGGGACAUCAAUUUCUAAAGAUCCUAUGUUUCCCCCUAUAGAAAAGAAAAAAUCUCAAAAUAAUUCCAAAGUUAUUGAGAAAUAUGGAAAUAAGAAAAAAUCAAUAACUUUGGACCGAAAAUCACCUUUACUCGUAAAACCAACGGGAUAUAAAUCUCCAUAUGGCGGGAAAAAUUUUUAUAAAUCUUAUUAUUAG
Blepharisma stoltei is the source of this 1167-nucleotide messenger RNA. Lineage: Eukaryota; Ciliophora; Heterotrichea; Heterotrichida; Blepharismidae. The record is from the annotation of a GenBank genome assembly.